AUUAACUACUUGCAUUAACAUGCGCGAUCGGUUGAAAGAAGUGAUACAAGAAACAGGAGUUACACUUAUAUAUAGACAGACAGACGAAUAGACAAACAGAUAGACGAAUAGACAAACAAACAAACGUACAAACAGAUGGAUAGAUGGACAAAUAAGCAGACAAUGGACUGACAGACAGAAAGACAAAGAAGUUAGAAUGAGUUUGGAGUCUUUAAAUACUGCAGGAAUAACAAACCUUGGGGGGUCUUAUUUCUCUAUAUCCUUUCAGACAAACGGACAGACAACAAAGCGUAAAUCUAACCGUGCAUCCUCCUUAUGGUACGCUUUGAAUAAUGCUAAUGCCAGUGAUAUAAUAAAGAUCCUAUAAUUAAUCAUAAAGUAAUGCCAUGUUUUGGAAAUAAAAAAGUCUGCAAUUUUUAUUUUCAAUUACAAUACCCUGACUUUUCCAAACUGUUUAUUUUAACUGCCCACGCGUCUGGCAUAACAGUAGAAAGUGUUCUUUCUCAGGUUGAAAUAAACAAGGAUCGACCGAUAGCUUACGCGUCACGCAUUUUAACCGACAAUAUAAAAUACGAUAGUACGAAAAAGAAGCUUUGGCUAUAAUAUUACGUGUACAACUUUGCUUUUUUUCGAAAUUCGAUGCUUUAUUAUGAAAAACUGGUUAUACAUUUACGAUUCAAAAUAUUGUCCAUCGCUGGCCACUACUUUUUCCUGUCUUUCUGGCAGUAUAUGAAUUCCGCGUCGAAAAAACUGAUCUUUUGAGGCGAUCCACGAAUCGAUUCAAUUUUUCACGUCUUCAUAAGAACGGAAGUGCUGGUCAGUCAGGCCAUUGAUCGAAACAAGUGAUAAUCAGAGAGAGCAAUGUCCAGAGAAUACGGUGUGGGUGGGGUAGGACUUCCCAUUUCAACAUUUCCAAGUAUGUUUUGACGGGCUUUGCGACAUGGAGUCGAGCAUUGUCAUGCUGCAAAUUAACUUUAUCGUGUCUAUCGUUGUAUUGUGGCCGUUUGUCUUUCAGUGCUCGGCUCAAACGCAUCAAUUGCUUUCAAUCGCCUGUGAUUGUUUCAGUCGAUUUUAGUAACUUAUAAUACACUACGACGAGCUAGUCCCACCAAGGGACCGUGGCCGGUCUUCGACGUCAAAAUGACCUGAUUCUUAAAGCGUUGAAACCAUUUUCGGCACGUUCUUUCACUAAUAGAGGCCUCACUAUACGUAUUUGAGAGCAUUCGAUGAGCCUCAGCCGCAGAUUUCUUCACAUUGAAGCUAUCGUGCUCCUGGUCUCGGGACACGGUACAGGAUCGCUACCGAUGACUCCUCGGGAUCAGGUUCCGUAGAGAUAACGCCGAAAGUAGUUAUAAAAAGAUAUAUUUGCUCCAACGUAGUUACAGUUCUCAGUUAUUAAACCCGAAUAGUUAAGUGUCGCAAAUGAUUAAGUACAAUUUUGUGUAACGACGAGCGACAUAGAUUCAUCGCUGUAUUAAUUAUUGAGCUCGCUCGUUCUAUUUUCGCGACGUUUAUAUACCCCGCUUUUCGGCUUGUUGCUAGGGGGUUUCUCCCGCGAUCACAGGCCUUUGUCCCGUGCACUUGCUUAGCCAGCAAUUGCUGGCUACGUGCAUUUCACCGGAAAUUAGGAGAUUUCGGAUGGCAAACAAGUACAUUGCUCAGUGCGACGUCCGAUGUAAAGGCUGGACGGUGUCCUCGCGCGAGGUAUCACUCGACACCCUUAUCGCUCGCGCUAUUCUUAGUGUGAAUGUUGCACACUCACAACAAAGCAAAAAAUUAAAACCUCCCGCAAAUGACGAGAAUUUAGCCCGUAAGCUGACAUUUUCAAUCAAGAAUAACUUUAUGAUGCAGACACAAAUUGACUAAUAUUUCGAUGGCCUUAUGUUUACAAAUGCCUAAACUUAUUGUAUGAUGUCUACGAUCUAUUUAUUUCGACCACCACUUACCGCUACAGCCAUCUAUUGAAAAACGGCGGAAGCAUAGUUGUACACCUAAUAUUUUUAAGUUAAGGGGCUAUAUACACCUAAAAAUUUUGAAAAAAUGCAUUUUUUGCAUAUUUGUCAAGUAUAAGGUCAUGAGAAUAUACCCUGCAAGUUUCAAAGUAAUUCCUUUAAAAUUGUUGAAGAUAUAGCGAGAAAAGUCCAAGCGCGUUCGAAGACGUUGGGGCGCAAUGGACACGCCUUAACCCUUCGCAGCAGGUAAUUUACGCAAGAAUAUUACGCCGGCAAGCUAGGAUCGAAGCCUUUGAUGCCGCUACAUCUGGGGAGAGUUCACUGUAUGGCCCUGGAGUGGACGACUCCAUAUAAGUCCUGUACGAGCUGCAAUUGGUACCGCAGAGCACCUUUUUUCAACAAGGUCUUGCGACGAGGACAAUAUUUACGCCAUUUUUAAAUAUUUUUAGUUCAAAUUUAUUCUGAAACAUGUUUUGAGAAUGUAAUUUAAAGUAAAGAAAACUAGGAUUAAUUACAUACAUUACGUUUCGAAAAAAAAAUCGAGAAAAAGGCCUAUUUUUUACGUUUUCAGGUGUAUGUACCUCUUAAAAGUGGUUUUUGAACAAAACAUUUUUUUAUCAAAUAAGCAAAUAUAGAAAUAGUUACUCAAGUAGAAGUUUUUAGCUUUUCAAAUCUGUUAUCGUAAUUUCUGUGCAAUCAUUUUUACAAAGUUAUGCAUUUAAAUUUAAAAUACCGUUUUUUCUUUGAUCAUUUAUAACUUGGUCAAAAUGGGCGCAAGAAAAAUUUUUUAAAACCAAGUUGAAUAAAAAAGAUUUAUAAAAAUUUUAUCAGAUUAACUCAAAAAAGAUUAUUUCAGCCCAUGAAUACGCUUAAAUUUGAUGCAAAUUUAAAAAAAUUUUCCUUUUGUGCUUUGUUAUGAGUGACACACUUAUACCGAUAAGAAAGGUGUCAGUAGCACCGAUGAUAUGUAAGUCGGUCAGCUGCAGCAGUCAGCAUCGAGCGCAUUGCGCGAGGUUUCACGCAAUCCGCUCGCAAUGCUCCUUAGACAGCACUUGCUGUCUAAGCAAAAUUUUGGAAUACCGACCGAUUUACGCCCUCACGCAAUCCUUCCCUUCUCUCGAUCCAACUACCGAAUUAAUGGAUAUAAACCGCCGAAAGAAAGUAAGGGACGAGUCAAUCAGAAGUCGACAAUCCGAGAUAUCACACGACACUCUGCUUUGCGGGGUCGUGUAACGCCGACACAAAACAUUGUAUUAUACACAACCACGACACUCUGCCUUACGGGGUCGCGGACAGUGCACUCCAGGGUAAUCGCACUCCUAUUACUUUAGUGGGGACGGAAGUUCUAUUGGUUUAGUGAACGGGGAUAGUGAUAGUCGGCAGCACUAUCGGCCGGUUCCUAAGCAACCUGUGCUCAACGAUGACAACUUUUUCAAACUUUCCUGAUGUACUGGUCCACGUAUUAACGGUCGUGAACAAUUAAUGUGUAUCAACGAAUGUGUAAGAAGCAAGUUCUACUGGAAACUAGGGCACAGUUUGACCCCCACAAUUGUUGCCCUCUAAGCCUGUUAAACCGUGGUACUGUGUCCCUUUUGAGACGGAAAUCCAAUGGGUGAAAGAAAAAGAAGCAAGGCAUGCCUUCAGAUUGACGUAAUAUUGGAAAAAAAGAUGCGAAAUCUUAGUAAGAACGGAACAUAUCAUAUCUGAGAAGUAAUGUGAAUGGUAUUUUUUUAUUUGAAUAAGUUGUGUGCGUGUGUAUAAAAUUUAGAGAAUUGUUGUGAUUGUACGUGAGUAAUUAUGUUAUAAUGCAUUAUAUAUUUAUAUACGUACAUGUAUAUAAUACGUAAAUUAUAUGUAUAUAAUACGUAUGUAUAAAAUUGUAUUGUGAAUGAUUGUGUUGCAUGAUGCUGAGGUUGCAUUUUGGCUGUAUUCCAAAUUACAUUGCAAGCACUGAAAAUGUAUAGUUCACAUAACGUAUACUAUACAUUUUCAGUACAAACAGUGAAUUUUAGAAUACAACCAUUAUAUGCUUUGCAUCAAAUUUUUUAACCACACCGGAUAUUAUAUAAAUAAAUAUCUGACAGUCCCCAGUCUGCAAAGUGGGACGGAAAAAUUUGUUGCAAUUAUAAUGUAAAGGAAAAAUCUAAUAAAAAAAUAAAGAAAAUUAUUUAAAUGUAUAUAAUAACAAUUCUUUAUUCUUUUUAGCAGUACAAUUGCCAAGAAGGAGAUAUUUAAAUAUAUAUAAUUAUAAUAAAUAAAUAAAUGUAAAUUCUAUUAAAAAUCUUAAUUUUAAUGUUAGUUUUAUACGAAAACAAUUAAUACACUUUGUAGUCAAAAUAUCAUAUAUUGUAUUAUUGUAUUACAAAACUUUUUUACCAUACUUUAUUUGUAGAUUAUAUGGCACAAUAUUUUGACUACAAAAUAAUAUUAAUUGUUCUUAUAUAAACAACAAUUAAAAAAUGCAUGUAAAUAUAUACAUAUAUAUGGCUUCCGUUUCCGGUGCGACUAGUGAAAACACGCGGUUACUUCGUGAGAGCUUUAUCAGGUGCAUAGAGAGAAAAUAGGAGUGAAUGCAAGGUGAGAGUGAGUGAGAUAGAGAGAGAAGGACGAGAGGAAUAAGUGAGAAGAGAGAUAUAGGGAUAGGGAAAGGGCGUAGGGAGAGAGGAGAGGAUAAAAAGUAGGUAACGAGAGGUGAGUGACGGGUAAAGCAUAGAAUAAGAGUGAAAAGAGAGAAGGUAGGAAGAGAGUGAUAGUUAUUAGGCAUAGAGAGUAGGUAGAUAGAGGAGAUGAGUGUAGACAGACGGGGAAGCGUAGAGGGCGGGACAGUGGGGAAAGAACAGGGAGUAAGCAACUGGCUAGAGAGGAAACAGAGAGAAAGAUGUAGUAGCAUAGGGAGCUCGAGUAGCAUAGAGGAGUAUGUGAAAAGAAAAAGAGAGGAGACAGACGAAGAGAAAAAGGAGGAAGGGGGGAGUCCAUUCCAUAGAAGCAAGAAAACGCCGAGAUCACCGACUAGAGCAGGAGAGAUAGAGGAAGUGGAAGAGGGAAAGGAUGGGAGAGAGGGGGAGGGAAGUAUGAAAGGGAUAGAAGAUUUAAAGAAAAUGAUGGAGAACAUGUGGCAGGAACAAAAAAGAGGGAAUGAGGGGGUAAGAGGGAGGUUAAAAGUGUUAGAUGAAAGAAUGGAGAUGAUGAGAAGGGAACAAAUGGAAAGAGAUAAAAGGUGGCAGGAAGAAAGAAUAGAAUUAAUGGGUAGAAUUGAGGAAUUAGAAAAGAGGGUGGGAGCGAUGGAGGGAGGAGAGAGAGAUAAAAAUAGGGAAGUCGGGGGAGGGAUGAAGGAGAGAAUGAGGAGGAUAGAAAAGGAAUGGGAAAUGAGGGAGAGAAAAGAGAGAAGGAGGAACGUGAUAAUUAGGGGGUUAGAGAUAAAGGAGGGAAAGAAGAGAGAGGCGGUGAAAAGUUUAUUGAAUGAGAUAGGAGUAGAAGCAAAAUUGGAGGAAGUGAGUAGAGUGGGAAGAGGAAAAGGGAGAGACAUAUUGUUAGUGAAAUUAGAGAAUGAAGAACAGAAGAGGGAGAUAAUAAAUAAGAAAAAGAUAUUAAAGGGAAGAAAGGAAAGGAUAGGGGAGGACUUAACAUGGAGGGAAAGAAGGAUGAAAUGGAGAUUAGAGGAAAUAGCAAGGAUGGAAAGAGAGAGGGGGAGAAGAACGUGGGUGGGUUAUGGAAAGAUAAACAUAGACGGAGAGUGGUGGUCGUGGGACGAAGGGGAGGAGGUAUUAAGAAGCAAGGAGGGUAGAGUGAGGGAGGAGGGUCAAAGGGGGGAAGGAAAAUAGGAAGAGG
Monomorium pharaonis (pharaoh ant) is the source of this 5780-nucleotide messenger RNA. Its product is annotated as trichohyalin-like. Lineage: Eukaryota; Metazoa; Arthropoda; Insecta; Hymenoptera; Formicidae. The transcript is spliced from 2 exons. The record is from RefSeq and is a predicted model, not a curated record. The coding region runs from base 4739 to 5773 and encodes 344 amino acids.